UCCAUAUUAACAAGAUAAUGUUCACGUCCAGAAGAGUAAUUAAUCAUUCCACAAGCUCUAAACAAGUCAGCUCGCGAGCUUAGCUCAACAAUCCACCGAGUCAAGCUAGCUCUCGACCUUAUCAAGCUGAGCAUGAUCUAGCUCAAGUUUGGCUCAUUUCCUAAUGAGCCGGCUCGCGAGUCCGCUUGUUAAAUAACUAGAAGAGUGUUGAACGAGUUUUUUCCGAUUCAAACGUUGAGUUGCUCUCUAGCAGCUUUGCUCAUUUGCAGCCCUAAUGACGUCCAAUCUUCAUAACUGCAUCAAGGUGGAAAUAUUGUAUUUGAAUUUCUAGGAGGCGAGCCCAUACAAGUGCGGAGGAGAUCACAUGGUUGUAUCUAGGGGUUAUAGUCGGGUAUCCGAUACUGAUAAGGGACCUAAUCCCCCCACCGAUGCUGACACCGAUAUGACUAUCGGUUAUCUGACAUCGAUACUAGAAAAAAUACAGUCGGUUGAUCGGUUUCCCAAAACCGAGAGCUUCCACCAUCUCUUUCUCCUCUCCGCAUGUCCCUCCCCCUCCAUUCUGCGUCUUUCUCUCCUUAGUUUCAGUCAAAUCUUCCACCCAAUACUUCUUCUAUACCAUCGAUGAAUAAGCAUGCAGCAUGUGUUGGAUCUGGCCGGAUUUCUGGCUCUAUCGGCACUGGUAGAUGGAGGCACUUGAUGGCGACGAUGUAGAUGGGGGCGGCGACAAGGGAGAGGUUGCCGGUCGGAGUUCUCGAUCAUCGUCUGAGAAAAAUCGAGGAGAAUGGUGGAGAACAAAAGGCUCCGUCGCCUUCUUGUUUGUCGAUUCAGGGAGACGGAAAGAGUGGAGGAUGCGGCAAGAGGAGAGGAGGGAGAGGUAUGGGCAUUUGGUGGUUGUAGCAGUGCAUCGAAGUUAUCUCUGACAUCAAAGGCGAUUGUCGGUGAUAAAAAAAUUUCCAAAUCUCCCAACCAAGACUGUACACAUAUAAUCGAUUGUCGAUUCAGAAUAAAUGCCGAUUUUGGUUUGAUUGUUGGUUUAACCAAAUAACCAUCGACUGAUUAUCACCCCUAAUUGAAUUUGACUGUUUUUAUUAAAAAUUGACAUUAAUAGACAAAAAAAAUGAAAUUUGCUAAAAACCCAUAGGCAGAAAUCCAAACUUCUUGGAUAUUGGUUUUUGGUCCACCCACACAAAAAGAAGCCUCUUAUCCAAAUGGUUGGGUAUUGGCCUGAGCCUUGAGGCCACAUGAUGGAGUUGGUUGGGCCUGGGACCCAACGAUAAGUUGGGUCUGUGAUUGGUUUUUUCUUGUAAAAAAUUGUUUGAGAAGAAGUUUUAGCCUCCCCACCUAAAACCAAACCGAAUCCUGGUAUAAACAAUUUAUUUAGAU
Messenger RNA from Linum trigynum, 1383 nucleotides. Lineage: Eukaryota; Viridiplantae; Streptophyta; Magnoliopsida; Malpighiales; Linaceae. The record is from the annotation of a GenBank genome assembly.